Vanessa atalanta (red admiral) is the source of this 1633-nucleotide messenger RNA. It is a transcript of the gene Ppox, whose product is annotated as protoporphyrinogen oxidase. The coding region runs from base 112 to 1533 and encodes 473 amino acids. The transcript has a single exon. Gene Ontology annotation, molecular function: protoporphyrinogen oxidase activity, oxygen as acceptor. NCBI's taxonomy places the organism in Eukaryota, Metazoa, Arthropoda, Insecta, Lepidoptera, Nymphalidae. The record is from RefSeq and is a predicted model, not a curated record. Gene Ontology annotation, cellular component: mitochondrial inner membrane. Gene Ontology annotation, biological process: heme biosynthetic process.
UUUAAACUUCAUCGAAACAAAGUUCAAACAUACGCGUACAAAUACUAUAAAAUGUUAUUAUUCUUAGAAUAAAUAUUUAUUGUUAAAAUAAAAUUAAAAAAAAAUUAAGACAUGGCGGCCAUACUCGGAGGAGGACUCGGUGGUUUAUCAACAGGUUAUUAUUUGCUUAAAAAUAAUAUAACAAAUAAUAGUAAUUUAAAAUUAUUUCUCGUCGAGGCAACUGACUAUUGUGGGGGAUGGAUAAAGUCAAUCAAAACACGGGACUAUAUAUUCGAACAAGGCCCAAGAACAAUUAGGCCUAGAGGAAUAACUGGUCUCAAUACAUUAAAUAUGCUACAGGAUUUGGGCCUCAGCGAGCAUAUUUCCUUUAUAAAGCCCGACCAUCCUGCAGCAAGAAAUAGAAUGAUAUAUGUUAACAAUACUCUUUACUCGUUACCUUCUAGUUUAAAAGGUGUUUUUCAAAAAAAUGAACCAUUUUCAAAACCUCUUAUUUACGCAGCCCUUAAUGAUUUAAAACAGCCUCAAAAAGAGUUAAAAGAUGAUUCUAUUUAUAAUUUUGUUGAAAGGAGAUUUGGUAAAGAGAUUGCAGAUUAUGCAAUCUCGCCAAUGAUUUGCGGUAUUUGUGCGGGAGACGCUAAGGAAAUAUCUGUUAAAUUUCUCAUGAAAACAUUAUUUGAAUAUGAACAAAGUUAUGGUGGAGUUGUAAAAGGUGUCAUGAAAUCUAUGUUUAAACCAAAAAAUGAGGAGACGUUAGAAUUAGGCGAAUUAGCUAAAAGAGCACAGGAAGAGAAGUGGAAUAUUUACACAAUUAAAGGGGGUCUCGAUACCUUUCCUUUCGUCAUGAAACAGUACCUGAAAGAUAAUAAUGUUGAUAUACACUUAAAUACCAAAGUUGAAGAAAUAGAAUUUAUAGAUUCUAGUAUGGUUCAACUUAAAAAAAGUAACGGAGAAACAAUGUCUGCGAGUCAUGUGUAUUCGUCUGUGCCAUCACAUAUUUUAGCUAAGUUAAUCUCAAAACAACAUCCACAGCUAUCACAACUCUUGAGCGAGACGCCAUUUGUGACAGUUGGUAUUGUAAAUUUAUAUUUUGCAACAGAAAAACCUUUGAUUGAACCUGCUUUCGGUUUUCUUGUGCCUCCAAUUGAAAAUUCACCAAUCUUGGGGGUAGUUUUUGAUUCAUGUUGCAUCCCUGACCAAAAUGGUACUGUCUUAACCGUUAUGUUGGGUGGUAGAUGGUUUAAUGAGAAAUUUGGCUCUGAUGUAACAAAAGAUAGAUUGUUAGAAAUAGCUGUGAAAGAAAUCAAAUCAAUUCUAAAAAUAGAGGAUAAAGUCACAGCUUACAAUGUAGGUAUUUUAGAUAAAUGUAUACCUCAAUAUAUAAUUGGACAUUAUGACAGAGUAGAUAGAAUUAGAGAUUACAUACAGAAUAAAAAUUUGCCGAUAUCUUUAGUUGGGAGUAGUUAUGACGGAGUUGGUAUUAAUGAUGUUAUUUAUUCAGCUAAAACACAAGUUGAAAAAGAUGUUACUAAAUAAUUUGUUAUUUAUGUGUUAUGGGUUAAUUGUAACAUUUACGGGUUGAAGUAAUACUUUGAAUUUUCUUUAUAGGUCUUCCAGAGAUUAAAUUUAUAAUAUA